Nezara viridula (southern green stink bug) is the source of this 300-nucleotide messenger RNA. The record is from the annotation of a GenBank genome assembly. Lineage: Eukaryota; Metazoa; Arthropoda; Insecta; Hemiptera; Pentatomidae.
AUGUCAGCUAGAAUCACCAACAGAGGAAAACUAACUUUAACCCUGGGCCCACACUACAGGCAAAUCGAGGCAAAUUCCCGCAUUUUGCCUCAGUUUUAUGGGAAUUUGCCCGAGUUUGCUAGCGCCACUGUCGUAGAGAACAAAGGAAAGGGCGAGAGUGGGAGAAGGUGGUGGGGAUAUUUUGACCUGCUGGUGGAAGGUAAUGGGCUGUUUACCCCGGUUUGUUGCAUAUCCAUCCGGAAUGGAAAACUUAGGCAAAAUCCAAGCAAGUUUUGCAUUAUGGCCGUUGCGCUACGCUAG